Camponotus floridanus (Florida carpenter ant) is the source of this 5613-nucleotide messenger RNA. Its product is annotated as guanine nucleotide exchange factor DBS-like. NCBI's taxonomy places the organism in Eukaryota, Metazoa, Arthropoda, Insecta, Hymenoptera, Formicidae. The coding region runs from base 917 to 4060 and encodes 1047 amino acids. Gene Ontology annotation, molecular function: protein binding; guanyl-nucleotide exchange factor activity. Gene Ontology annotation, biological process: intracellular signal transduction. The transcript has 17 exons. Gene Ontology annotation, cellular component: cytoplasm. The record is from RefSeq and is a predicted model, not a curated record.
AUACGCCUGGAAAAGAUACGACCGAUCGUAGAUUAACACCGUUUCUUCUCGCGUGAAACGCGCGGCGUGGGUGCAUCGAGGGCGGGAGGGGGGUUGCCGGCGACUCCUGUGGCGGCUGCGGCGUGUUGUGCGAUUCUAUCGAUCAUACGCGGAGCGUCAACGGGUGUGUGCGUCUCCUCUUCGUCCGCGUGUCGCCAUCGAAAAUUUUCGCCCUCGAAAAGCGCGCGCGAACGCGGUGCUUCCGCUCUUUUAAUUCCGCUGGUUCCACCCGCAAACGAACGGUGUAUGUGUACGUGUGCGUAUAUAUACGAUGAUAAUAUUCGCGCGACGAUGGAGUUAUUGGCUUAGAAGCCCGAGGUUAUAGUCGACGAAAAUAGACGCGCGGGUAGCGUCAAGUGCGAGUCAAGUGGAUCGCGGGCAUUGUUGCGAUUUACUAUAGUAAGGUCGCGGCGCGGAUUUUGCAAAAAAAAUUCUGUCGGGAGGCGACGUGUGCGUGGCAUGUGUGACCGUAUCGGAUUUAAUGGGAGCGUGUGGUGUAAUCUGACAGCACGCGGGAUUUCGUGGGAAGGUGUCACGGAAGCAAACCUGCGUAAUUGGUAUUAGGGCAAAAACUAAAUUAGCUAAUUACAUUGAAGAGAAAUUGGAUAUUCCAUCAAAUAAUUUCAUGAAAAUAAAGCAAAUACUCUUACAAUUUAACUUGUGUGUUACAAUGUGGCGUGUAACGCGUUAAAGACACAAGGAGGAAAGUUUAAACGGACGAGAUGGACAAUGAUUUAAGUCGGCUUGUGGAGUGAGCUGUAGCCUGAGCGACGAGCCUAUUCGUGUGUUGAUUGUACAGCGUUCUAUUGUAACAAGUUGCAACGUUCCGUGAUAAUACGAUAAGUGUCGGACCAACCGAGGCGGCAGGCAAACCAAGAUGAUUCUCCGUCGAAAGUCGCUGCAUAGCUGCAAUUGUCCCUGCCAUCAACAUUGCUCCACCAAGUGCACAGAAGAUGUAGAGAGUAUGACAGGGGAGAUAGAAAAUGGAGACCUGGCAGUUCGAGACGUUGCAGAUCUUCUCCAGGCACAAUAUGCUAUUAUUGCAGGAGGAAAAACGCAAGAAGGAUGUCCUAUAAUUAUAUUUCCAGAUAAUGGCAAUUUUCAUAAUUUGACAGACUUGGACUAUCAACGUCUUAUGUUAUAUCUUACUUCUGUGCCAACGUUGCAAGAAGCUGAUCUUGGAUUUCAUUUGAUAAUUGAUCGAAGGAAUGAUAAGUGGAACUCGGUGAAAACAGUGCUUUUGAAAAUUUCUGCAUUUUUCCCUGGUCUAGUGCAUGUAGUAUAUGUGUUGCGACCCGCCGGAUUUUUUCAAAAAGCCAUUUCAGAAGUAUCGAAUAAGUUGUUUCGAGAGGAUUUCAAGUUUAGGGUUAUAUUCUUGGCUAACAUUAUUGAGCUUCACGAAUUUAUAGAAAAAGAUCAACUCACUGAGCCGCUCAGCGGCAAUUUACCGUAUUGUCAUCAUACUUGGAUACAAAAUAGAAUUAGUCUGGAAAAAUUUUCAUCAAUGACACAGGACGUGUCCCUCGCGUUGGAUUCUUUCACGCGACGUUUGGCUGAAGUGGAAUUUCCUAACAAUACUAUUGCUACAACUACACUAUUGUCACAGCAACAAGCUGAAUAUAACGAAUUAAAAGAAGAGAUACUUAGUGCUGCCAGACAUGGAGAAGCUCUUUUAGAUAGCGUACGGCAACUAACUGGAAAAGGAACAGCUGAUAGAUUGGGAAAUGUUGCAGCAGUAGAAAGGCUACUUGUUCAGUUGGAGGAAACCGAACGAACCUUUGACUUGUUUUGGUCACAUCAUAGCUCACGUUUGAGACAUUGUUUGGCUCUGAGGCAAUUCGAGCAAGAUUUCCGGGAAUUACAAGCGACAUUAGAUCAACAUUUAAAGACAGUGGAAGAAAUGACAGAGGUUGGCGAGACGCAAGCACGAGUGGAACAAUUGCUGCACGACACAUCGGCGUUUCAACGAAUAUGCAGAGGAGACAUAGAUCGCGCGGAAGAGGUGAUAUCCGCUGGUCAACAACUAUUGUCCGGCAGGCAUCAGUGUCCGACAGACGUUGUGGAACCUAAAUGCGUGGAGCUACAAAGAAUCUGUACCAUCCUCAGUCAGAGAUUGGAGAGACGAUUGCAUAUGUUGACUAAAUGCCGGGAACUUAUGGAGCGUAUAGAUAAGGCCAAUACUUGGUGCACACGAGGGAUAGAAUUGUUGGCGUCGCAAAACAGUACCACGCCGCCGGAUCAAGCGCUUCAAGAGCUGCAGCAAUUGAUCGAAGCCGCGGAGGAAUUCCAUCAUCCCCGAUGUAUCUUUCAAGAUUCCGUAAUGCCGGAGACUAAAGCGCUUAUUACGCAAGUCUUGCAAAGGAUAGAAGAUGUAUCCUUGAUGUGCGACAAGAGAAUAAUGGCACUAAAGCAGCAAUUGAUCAAACCAACUAGACCAGUACAAACUGUCACUCCAGAACCAGUCAAACCCUUGCAAUCACUGCCUCAAACUGUAAAGCCCAGCAGAGUUCUCAAAAAAGCCAACACUAUGCCAAAGAUGGAAAUGAGUCCUAUAGAGGGAGAGUCCUCAUCACCAGAAAGCGAACCUCGAGACAUCGAAGCUUUACGUUUAAAACGCGGUCAUGUCUUGGCGGAACUUGUGGAAACUGAGCGAAUUUACGUUACCGAACUUGGUUCGAUUGUUAAAGGUUACAAGAUGGAAAUGACGAACGAAGCGAUGGUUCAUUUGAUACCAACUGCACUGGUGGGCAAAGCGGAUGUAUUGUUUGGAAAUUUAGAAGAUAUUUAUAUUUUUCAUGGUGAAACAUUUCUAAGAGAUCUGGAGAACUGCAUUUCGAAUACUGAACUGGUAGCUUUGUGCUUUGUUCAAAGACGCGAGAUAUUCUUUAGAUUGUAUAGUUAUUAUUGUCAAAAUAUUCCGCGAUCCGAGAAAUUGCGUGAACAAAUACAGGCCGAACCGCAAUUUCUCGCAGCCUGCCAGCAAAAACUUGGUCACAAGCUGCCGCUCGCUGCCUACCUUCUUAAACCCGUUCAGCGGAUUACCAAAUAUCAGUUGUUAUUAAAAGAUUUAUUAAAAUAUAGUGACGAACCUUCAUGCUGCACUGAAUUACAAGAGGCGCUUGAUUGCAUGCUAGUCGUAUUAAAAUGUGUCAAUGACAGCAUGCAUCAAACUGCAAUAACAGGUUUUGGAGGCGAUCUAAGCGCACAGGGUGAAUUAUUGUUACAAGGCUCGUUUAGUGUUUGGAGUAGCAGUAAACGGGAGCGAUUAUUACGAUUAAAACCAUCACAACGGCAUAUCUUUUUAUAUGAAAAGGCUUUGAUAUUUUGUAAGCAUAGCAAGCCUCAAGCUCACAACAAGGCCACGUACCAUUUUAAAAGAUAUUUGAAGAUGUCUCAGAUUGGUUUGACGGAGUCGGUGAAAGGUGACGCUAAACGGUUCGAGAUAUGGUUACAGGGCAGAGCUGAGGUGCAUACAAUACAAGCGCCCAGUAUCGAUGUUAAACAAUCUUGGGUGCGUCAGAUCAAGGGUGUUUUGAUGUCUCAGUUAGCCGAACUCAAAGGAAAACAAAAUUCGGCUCUUGGAAAAUCCAAUCAUAAGCCGUUGCGACAAACAAUCUCAUGGGAAGCACAAAGUAUAUCGGGAUCUUUGCGAACACUAUCUGUCGACGGUAACAGCGUCAUCUCGCAUAUGACCGAUGUCUCACAAUCAACGGAGGAAGACGCAGCAUGGAGUUCAGAAAAUAGCAAUACAGAUGAGGAAGACGCUUUUGGCGACAAUCCAGGACCGGCACCGGGAGGAAGAUACGUAGCAUUGGCAGAUUAUUGCGCGGUAGGUCAGUCGGAAGUCACGAUGCGUGAGGGUGAUACCUUGGAGCUUCUCAAAGUCGGUUGUGCUGGCUGGUGGUUUGUCAAACUGAUUGGCACUGGCAUGGAAGGCUGGGCGCCCGCAGCGUACUUAGAACCAAUUAGUCGCAAAACGUCACGCAGUUCGCAGUCGGUCAACAGUCAAGAGGCUAUAUGAAAUAGGCGAUUAACACACUAGAGAGCCUACUAGUGUGUUAGAUCUUUGCUUAUCUCAAGCUUGAGAUCGCUAGUUAUUGAAAAACAUUUACUGUUGAAAACGGUAAACAUUUUCUAAAUGGCGACAAGAUCGGUUUUUGGAAAUCUUUUACAGCAUUUAAACAUGAUGAUGAGUUGCAUCAUUUUUCUUGUACAAUACAAGUAUGCAAUGCUUGAUGUUGAGUGACGCCUUUGUAUUCGCAAUACGAAGAACGUUGAGUUAAACGGGUGAUAAGAUUUUUACGUUUACGAGAAUUUUAUACUAAUGCAUAUUAAGAAGAAAAGAUGGAAUGGAAUGAUAAACUUCAUCGUUCCACAACGAUUGUAAACAGUCAAGAACUUUGUUCGCGUUGUAACGUCAGAUGAAGCCGUUCGCGAGUAUAGAAUGGAAUUUAUUGAAUUGUACAAAACGUAGCAUUUUGAAUUAAGUCGGGAUAUAUAUGUGCAUGCGCGCACCAUGAAGGCAUAAUUGUGAUUUUGCAUCGAUCACAAUUUCUGUAACAAUAGUGCAUACACUGUAAUCAACAAGAAAAAGAAUGCUGCGUUGAAAAAAACGUAUCGUUCGAUUACUUCGUUAAACAUGAAGAAGUACCUAAUCUAUGAAUGAGAUGUAGUUUUUACUUACGAUCCGGGUAAUCAAAUAUUGGCUAUGUACGCGAUUAUUCCAAAGUUUAAUAUCGUAAGAUCAUUAUAAGAGACCCGCGACAUAUUUUCGUCCAUAACGUUUUAUUGACGAUCCGAGAAAUAAUCUUAUCCUUGCUUGGUGUAACCUUGCGGUGUCGCGACUAAGUCGAUCGCGUCAUUUAUGUAUUAUCAUACGUUGGCUUAGAGUAGGGUAGAGUCUAGAUGCAUUGUCAUCACAAUCGAAAAUAGUACAAUUUAGCGUUUCGCGGGCUUUUGAGAGUAUUUUAGAUGUUCUGUUUGCGAAGUUUGAGGUGUUUUUGCUUUCCCGGUUGAAUUUAAAAUAUUUGCAAAGACUAUCGAAAAUAUAUAGAUCCCCUCGAGCCUUCAAAAAUGAGAAAUGUGUGAUAAAACGUUAGAAAUCGAUGCUUCUGCAGAUUAAUAAUUGUAAACAGAUGCAGAAAGAAACAAAUGUUUAAUUAAUAUAUCGCCAUUCUUAGAAAGUUAGAUAUAUAUUGUUGAUGAGUCAUUACGACCAAAUAAGCUUGAGAUAUUAUGAAUUUGAUUAUGAGGUGAACCAUUCGUUUUGAAAGAAUAACGCGGUGAUAGAAGAGUAGGAGGGAGAUAAGUGGAGAAAGGGAAUUAAAGAAUCAUAUACAACGUGUAAAAUUUUCUAGGAAGCUAAACGGUUAACACCAACAGUAAUAUGCAAUAUCUGAUACCAAUAAAUCUUAAUACAUCUAAUACUUUAGGACUAUAAUAAGCUAUCUCAGUUCUCUCUAGCAGAUUUCGUAACCCACCAAUUUCAUAAGUCUACUAUGAUAUAUAGCAAUGUAUGAUAGCAUCAUUUGUACCGAAACAUUUGUAUGGAUAACAUAAUUUUUAAGGGAUAAU